This is a messenger RNA of Aedes albopictus (Asian tiger mosquito), 2200 nucleotides long. RefSeq lists its product as uncharacterized. Bases 421 to 2067 code for a protein of 548 amino acids. The record is from RefSeq and is a predicted model, not a curated record. The transcript has 2 exons. NCBI's taxonomy places the organism in Eukaryota, Metazoa, Arthropoda, Insecta, Diptera, Culicidae.
AAUAUAAUUGUUUUACAGUUUCAUUUUGCACCCGGUGAUACAUAUUUUGCAUCGGAAAAGGGUAAAAUUCUGAGGCGCAGGAAUGCUGUUCCGGUGUACAAGUUUGUGCCGCAAAUAGCGGACCUGCAAGAGUCAUCAAGCUUGGAGGAUUUAGCAGAAACCACUUACGACACGAAACGCAAGGACCCACAGCACGAAACAGCUGGCAGUGUCUUCGUUACCCGUAAUGUGCCGGUAAACACAAAAUCACUGCUGCCGCCGCGCGACGCUGUAAUCGAUCCCUUGCCGGGUUCUGCCAGCCGUGAAACCUCCGCCGGUCAACAUGCAACUUCCUACAAUAACGCCAAUCACGGAAAAGUGGAAUCUGACCAAACAUCGUCCGGUCGAGCCUCUGGCGUUAAUCAUGCUCUAUUGGUAACAAUGAACAGCGUCCGUGGUCAACCAAAAGUUUCAAGCGCCGAGCACGCAGUCGAAAUAGACAGUUUUUCCACAACACAACACCGGCUGUCGGAAUGCACUCGUUAUUUUCCGAAAAGAGAUCAUCAGUUACCAUCUAGCGACAACAUCAUUCCUACGAAAAAGGCACGAUUUUCAUCCGGUCACCCUGAAGCACCCGGUGGUGAUUCUGUUAAGCUACAUAGUCAUCAGUCAACCGAUCUUCCCGGAAGAGAUAAUACGAUAAAGCAACCGGAAAUGGAAUUGAAGGUAGCGGAAGGAGAUAUGGGUUUCGAGAUUCCGACAUUUGUGAACAACGCUCCAGCUAUUGAAGUCCGCUGUAAUCGUGACACAGCGCAUCAGGAAAUCUGUGCGAAGACCAAGAAGAUUUAUGAGAAGCGUAUUGGUGUACUGAAAGAAAGGUGUCAAAAUCUUCAAGGCGUUGUGAAAGAACAGGCCAAAAAGCUGGCUAAACCCAACUUGGCGUUGGAAGCUUUAGAAAACACUUUCAAUCCGGAUCAAGUAGAUAUUCUUCUCUACAAAAGAAAGCAGGCGAAAGAAUGGAGCGACAACACUAUCACAGAGAGUUUGAAAACAAAAUUUGUGUGCGGGAAGCAAGGCUACGAGCAUGUGCGCCAAAAGUAUCCAUUACCGACACAACGAACUCUGCAAAAGCGUAUGGAAGACCUCAACUUCGACACUGGAAUCCUGGACGACGUAAUCGAGCUCUUGAAACUUAAACUAAAUACGAUGACACCUGAGGAUUUGGAUUGCGGCAUAGUCUUUGACGAGAUGUCCAUCGAGGAAGCACGAAGUUAUUCGGUUGCGGACAGUAAAUUUUUCGGUGACGUUACCAUUUCUGGUCCUGCAGGGACUGCCAGUCAUGCCUUGGUGUUCAUGCUUGUGGGUGUACGGAGCCGCUGGAAACAAGUUGUAGGUUACCAUUUCACCGGCCACACUAUAUUCGAAGAAGCUCUAAAAGACAUAGUUUUUGAAAUUAUUGAAAAAGUAGAAGCGAUAGGAUGCAAGGUAUGCUUCAUAACAUCGGAUUGUGGACCUAGCAAUAAAAAGCUUUGGAAUUGCUUAGGUCUAAAAUUCCAUAAGGAAGAGGUCUUGAGCAGUCAACCCAUCGCGCAUCCGUUCGACGAUACGAGGACGAUUGAAGUAAUUCCCGAUGUAAUACACGUGUUUAAGUCCACUGUGCAAGGUUGGAUUAAAAACGAAGUGUUGUUCCUACCAGCGGAUGUUGUAGAAUCCUGUGGAUUUGUUUCGAAUGAAGUUCGGAUUUCACACUUGCGAGAUUUAGUUCAUUUUGAACACCAAAAUCUGCUUAAAGUGUCUUAUGGUCUUACAACCAGGGAUGUGGAGUUUGGAAAGAAAAGAAGCAAUUUCGACGCCAUGAAAGUGAUCAAUUCUCACAAAUACGUAAAUUCAAAUGUCGCAGCCGCUUUGAAAGUCUACAGCAACCUCGAAAAUCGCCCCGAUGUAUUGCCAACUGCUUAUUUUAUUGAGCAACUUUCAACAUGGUUCAGGUUGUCCAAGAAUCGGUCGUUUGAUUCUGCUUUGAACAAAGGUCUUGAAUUAUAUUUCAUAUUUAGUUUAAAAAACUUUUUAACUUUUUUAUCAUUUUAGACAAUUACGAGGAAUACAGCAACACACUCACGUUUUACAAAUCGUUCAGAACAUUCGCCUUCAAUAUAAAAGUAGGACAUAAAAAGAACUGGAAACCUUGGCAAUCAGCAUUAAUCAUGGCUACAAAUUCAAU